Molecule: messenger RNA, 1641 nt
Organism: Hypanus sabinus (Atlantic stingray)
Lineage: Eukaryota; Metazoa; Chordata; Chondrichthyes; Myliobatiformes; Dasyatidae
Product: alpha-2,8-sialyltransferase 8F-like
Exons: 10
Coding region: 1-1641 (546 amino acids)
Biological process (GO): N-glycan processing; oligosaccharide metabolic process
Molecular function (GO): alpha-N-acetylneuraminate alpha-2,8-sialyltransferase activity
Source: RefSeq, a predicted model, not a curated record
AUGUCAGACGGCAGGAUCCCAAAAGACCUGCUGUACGGGGAACUAGCCUCCAGCAAGAGAGCACAAGAGCGACCCGAUCUUUCUUUCAAAGAUGUCUGCAAGAGACAUAUGAAGGUACUGAACAUGAACGUUGAGAGGUGGGACGACAUCACAAGCAUUCACUCUCGCUGGAGACUGGAACUACAAAGAGGCCUAAAAAGAAGAGAAGAGAAGCUGAGGCUUGCUGCUGAAGAAAAGCACACAGACUGGAAAAACAGCACCAAGACAACACCGGAGGACAGUGCCUUGAAAAUCAAGAAACAGAUAUGGAAUGAUCAAAAGGAAAUAAAUUCACCAGAAUGUAUGGAAAUAGCCAAAAUCCUCACACUUAAACCCAAAAGGUUUACUGAGGAUGAUUUUAUUAAACUGUUCAAGCAACUUCAGAAUUGCAAGUGGGUGAAGAAUACAGAAGAGCAGAAGAAUUUGAGGUCGCAGCUGCAGAAAUGCUGCAAUGCAAGUCAAAGUUUUAUUGUCACUCAGGACAAUUCACCAUUGGGAACAAAUAUCAAGUAUAGUGCAGAACCUCGAAGAACUUUUAAAAUUACAGAAGAUGUUGUCAAUCUACUUCCUAAGACAGUACCGUUUAAAAAGCUUAAGCACUGCUCUGUUGUUGGAAAUGCUGGAAUUUUGGCAAACAGCAGUUGUGGAACAGAAAUAGAUCGGGCAAACUUUGUAUUCAGGUGUAAUCUGCCUCCUCUUGUUGAUUAUAAGAAAGAUGUGGGUACUAAAACAGAUGUUGUUACUUCCAAUCCAACUAUCAUAAUAAAUAGGUUUAAAAAUCUUAAUUUAAGAAGAAAACCAUUUAUGGACCAUAUAUCUGCAUAUGAAGAUGCAUUUAUUCUAUUGCCUGCAUUUUCUCAUUCAUUCUGUACUUCAAUUUCAUUUAAAGUUUUAUACACUCUGCAAGAUUUUGGAAUGAAACACCAGGCGGUGUUUUUAAAUCCUUCAUAUAUGAAUUCCAUCAGUAAAUUCUGGAAAGGUGAAAAUUUAAAUGAGUAUAUUCUUUCUAGUGGUUUGAUAAUAAUAAGUGCAGCAAUAGACAUGUGUGAGGAAGUUUGGUUGUAUGGAUUUUGGCCCUUCACCAAGGACAUGAAUGGAAACAAAUUCUUCCAUCAUUACUACGACAACCACUUGCCAUCAAAAGCUCACAAAAUGCCUGCUGAGUUCUACAAACUAAUGCAGCUUCACGCGAAAGGCAUUGUGAAGCUGCACGCUGGUAGCUGUGAAAAUAUUUGGAAUAAAGUUAUUUUGAUCUUGAACACUCAAGUUGUAAGGAAUGGUGAAUGUAACACAUUUACAGGUUUGAUCGAGAGACGACUGUGCAAGCACGUGGACGUCAGCGAGUUAGACCAGCAUGAAGAGUUUAAAAGGAGACAGCUUUAUAAAGUGGGCUCCGGAGGAGCGGGCAACAGUGUAGAGGGAGUCAGACUUUUAAAUGAAAAAUUUGAAGAACAACGACUAACUUUAAAACAAGAUCUAAAGGCUUUCCAGGAUUCUAUGGAUAAGACCGAUUCAGUAGUUAAACAGCAGCAAGCUCUAAUCGCAACUUUGCAAGAGGACGCUCGGAAGCGAGACUUGAUAAUCGAAAAACUGGAGCAGUAA